AAGAAAAAACAAAAUGAAGAAAUAGCAAAAGAUUAACAAGCAGCUACUGUCCAAAAAACGAAAAGGAAAAAAAAAUCUUCAUUUUAUCUCAUAUCCGUCAAUCAACAAGCACACUGAAAAUUAGAGCACACCAAAAAAAAAAUGGCGACCUCCAUCUCAAUCUCUUCUUCUCUUCCACUGUCCACAACAAAAUCCCUUUCCAAUUCGUCUUCCUUCUCUUCUUCCAAUUCCCUUUUUUUCUGCAAUCACAAGUCUCGGCCUUUUGUGGGUUCUCUUCAAAGCUCCCACACACCCGUCCUUUACACCAAUAAAAGAAGGGGGCUUUCUUGUACCUGUUUAUUUGGGCUUGGUGUUCCGGAGCUGGUCGUCAUUGCCGGCGUUGCCGCCCUAGUUUUCGGGCCCAAGAAGUUGCCGGAAGUUGGGAAGAGUAUUGGCAAGACUGUCAAAAGCUUUCAACAGGCAGCGAAGGAGUUUGAAUCAGAGCUGAAAAAGGAACCUGAAACAGAUGGAGAAGUGCCCUCUAAAGAAGUCAAGGCAGUCAGUGAUGAGGCGAAAGAAGAUGCUACAGUCUCAAGCAUAAACGAUAGUUAGUAUCAAUGGGAGAGGCUGUAGUAUAUUAUUUUUAGGAACUUUCUGUAGCUAAAAGUAUUAUAUCUCAAGUUUGUAUGAAAAGAUUCAGUCAUUGAGAUGAGAGUUGUGAUCAUUUUUCUAUCUACCGGAUCGACAUUUUUUAUCCCCUCUUAUUUUUCUUGGACAUAGAGGACUACCCACCACCGACAUGGUGACACAGUACUUUGGAUAUACGUCUUCAUGACUUCAUCGUUGGAUUUCUAUCUAAUGAUCUUGGGCACCCUGUUAUUUGAGGCCAUAUCUCGUAUCCAGGGUUUGCCUCGAUAGUCAGUCAAACAAAGGGAUAGUUUUGUUACGACCGUAUGUUUCAUGAUUGUAGAUCAAAUUCGGUCAAAUGGAUGUAACCUCGUACGACACAAGGGGUUUGUAGAACAGAGGUUUUUUUUCCCCCUCUUUUUCGAAACGUGAUUGAGUUUUAGGCAUUCUUUGUUUAUAUUAGCUAUUUUACUGAGG
Oldenlandia corymbosa var. corymbosa is the source of this 1083-nucleotide messenger RNA. The record is from the annotation of a GenBank genome assembly. Lineage: Eukaryota; Viridiplantae; Streptophyta; Magnoliopsida; Gentianales; Rubiaceae.